This is a messenger RNA of Aureobasidium pullulans EXF-150, 744 nucleotides long. RefSeq lists its product as uncharacterized. The transcript has a single exon. Lineage: Eukaryota; Fungi; Ascomycota; Dothideomycetes; Dothideales; Saccotheciaceae. The coding region runs from base 179 to 628 and encodes 149 amino acids. The record is from RefSeq and is a predicted model, not a curated record.
UUAAGUGCACGGUUGGACAAGCUACCGUCCUCAAGAAUGUUUCUCUGGUGGCGUACUGGACGCCGUGAUCUCCAUCAAAAGACUCUAUCUUCAUCUCGCUCGUCCUCUUCUCCACUUUCGCGUUCUCGUCAACUUGGUUUCUACCUCAUUCCCAUGUCGCAUAAACCGACAAUGUACAAUGGGAAUCUCGACCCCGGAGUCACCAAAAUUAAUCAUCAACACAGGCGCUGACGUGCGCACAACCAUCGCUUGCUCCAGCCCCCGAGACAUUGCGUCCGGGCUGCAGCUGAUCAACCUCGUCCACGCGGAUCAGGUCGACGGCCGUACAAUUUUGCUCCAUCGCCAUGAGCUUCGCGGCCCGUUUUGGGUUGGAUUACGGAGUGAGUGCACGAGUGACUAUACCGUAGGGGGCGUGGGGACCGGAUCAGGAAAAUGGGUUAGUCACCGGUGCUGUGGGGUAGGAGCUAGGUUGGAUCGCAAAAUUGUCUCUCGGCCUCGACGGUUCGCUGUGGUUAUCAACGGAACGAUUACACGAGCAGCCAUAUCACCGAGAGCGUGUAGACGAGAAUUUGGAAAUAAUCACCGUGCCUACUUCUGCUAUAAGACUCGUGGUGGCACACGCACAUGACAUUGAUACUUCUACACAUAAUCUGUCGAUCAGGCUCCACUGGGACAUACCUUUCGGUCUGAAACUCACCGCUACUCCACGUGCUAGCCUUAUGUCUUCCAAGUCCAUUCNGAGGU